GUAACGGGUUACUUAAAAUAUUUACUAGGCAUUAUUAUAAUUAUCGUUACUGUUGUUAAAACUGCUCUGAUUUAUGCACAGAUUGAGAAAAGGCCAUUUUUAAAAGCUAAAUGGGAACCAAUGUUUUAUCGUCAUUCAGUUGCGUCUGACAUUAUUCAGUGAAACACUGAACUGUAGUAUGUUUUAGAAGAUGGUAAGAUUGCUCUUUAAUUCCCUAUGAAUGCUGACCUUUGCGAGAACACAUUUUUUUACCUUUUUAGUUUGGGUUAUAUACUGUAUUGUAUAGAGUACAUUAGUUUAACGUUUUAUCUGUUUUAUGUUAGUAUUUGUGGUGGACUACUCUGGCCAAAUAACAGUUAGAAAAACAUUUGCUAUUCUGUAUUAGUCUUUGAGCAGUAUGAAAUAAUUAUUUGCAUUCUAAAUAGGCUGUCACACUGCACACAGACCUUGGUGAUAUCAAAAUAGAGUUGUUUUGGGAGAAGGCCCCGAAAAGCUGUGAAGACACCUGUUUCCAACACACAGACACCUAUCUUGAAUAGGGCUUUAUGGUCCAGACUGGAGACCCAGCAGGUACAGGCAAAGGAGGGACCAGUAUUUGGGGAAGAAAGUUUGAAGAUGAAUUCAGUGACCAUCUGAAAGUCGGCUCUUUAAAGGGCAAAGUGGCGCUGAUCACCGGCGCGAGUUCAGGGAUAGGAGCGGGCGCAGCGGUGCUGUUCUCCAGGCUGGGCGCACAGCUGGCGCUUAAUGGACGCGAUGUGGACAACCUCACCAAAGUCGCCGAAGAGUGCGAAGCUUGUGGGGCAGUUAAACCCUUAUUAGUGCCAGGAGACUUAACAGAUGAGGACACUGUGAAGAGGACAGUGGAAGAGGUCAUCGCUCACUUUGGGAAGCUGGAUGUCCUCAUCAACAGUGCAGGAAUCCUCGCCAUGGGCAGUAUAGAGACAACAGACAUGGCCCAGUAUGACAAGGUCAUGUCUGUCAAUGUCAGAUCAGUAUAUCAUCUCACUCAUCUCUGUGUGCCUCAUCUCAUCAACACGAAAGGCUCAAUUGUGAAUGUGUCCAGUGUGAAUGGGCAACGAUCAUUUCCUGGUGUACUUGCCUACUGCAUGUCCAAAUCAGCCAUCGACCAGUUCACACGCUGUGUUGCUCUUGAGUUGGCAUCAAAGCAAGUACGUGUCAACUCAGUUUGCCCAGGAGUCAUUAUAACAGAGGUUCACAAGCGUGCAGGACUUGAUGAGGACCAGUAUGCUCAGUUCCUUGAGAAGUGCAAGGUGACUCAUGCUCUUGGCAGACCAGGUGAAGUAGAGGAAGUAGCUCAUGCUAUCGCCUUCCUGGCAUCUGAUGCAGCAACAUUUAUAACAGGUGUCAAUCUUCCAGUGGACGGAGGUCGACAUGCUAUGUGUCCACGGUAAUGCUUUGCCGCCAUGAUACAGCUCUGUCAUAGUUGUGUGUCAUAAAAGCAAAGAAAUAAACAAAGUUG
Molecule: messenger RNA, 1480 nt
Organism: Sinocyclocheilus grahami
Lineage: Eukaryota; Metazoa; Chordata; Actinopteri; Cypriniformes; Cyprinidae
Product: 3-oxoacyl-[acyl-carrier-protein] reductase FabG
Exons: 11
Coding region: 546-1412 (288 amino acids)
Molecular function (GO): oxidoreductase activity
Source: RefSeq, a predicted model, not a curated record